Molecule: messenger RNA, 7404 nt
Organism: Caenorhabditis briggsae
Lineage: Eukaryota; Metazoa; Nematoda; Chromadorea; Rhabditida; Rhabditidae
Gene: Cbr-spc-1
Product: Protein CBR-SPC-1
Exons: 11
Coding region: 1-7404 (2467 amino acids)
Biological process (GO): actin cytoskeleton organization
Cellular component (GO): cell projection; cortical actin cytoskeleton; plasma membrane
Molecular function (GO): calcium ion binding; actin filament binding
Source: RefSeq, a predicted model, not a curated record
AUGGCCGAUUCGAAUGAUACUCAUGCUCCACCGGAGCCGGUGCUCGAAGUUCCACCACCACAGGAGAUUCGAAUUUUAGAGACAGCGGACGACAUCCAACAGCGUCGUCAGGAAGUGCUGGGACACUAUUCGCUGUUCAAGGAUCAUUCGCAGACCAAGAGGGAUCGUCUCGAGGAGGCUCGUCAGUUUCAAUACUUCAAAAGAGAUGCUGAUGAGUUGAAUGUUUGGAUUCUCGAGAAGCUUCAGACAGCCCAAGAGGAGAACUUCAGAGAUCCUAGCAAUCUUCAGGCCAAGAUUCAAAAGCAUGAAGCGUUCGAAGCUGAGGUGCAGGCUCACGCCAAGACCAUUGCCAACCUCGAUAAGACCGGAAACGCCAUGAUCCAACAUAAUCAUUUCGCAAGCGAUCACAUCAAGAGACGUUUGGAAGAGUUGCACGCUUUAUGGGACAAGCUCUUCUUCAAACUGAAGGACAAGGGAAUUAAGCUACAACAAGCUCUUAAACUUUUGCAUUUUAUUCGUCAAUGCGACGAAGUUCUCUACUGGAUUCGAGAGAAAGAAACCUAUGUCACCGCAGAAGACAUGGGAAUGGAUCUCGAGCACGUUGAGAUCCUUCAACGCAAAUUUGACGACUUUUUGAAAGAACUCAACAACCAUCAAUAUAGAAUUAAUGAAAUUAACGGUGCCGCUGAUAAGCUCGUCGAGGAGGGACACUCCGAGCAUGAUCAGAUUUACAAGAAACGUGACGAUGUCAACGACGCCUGGCACCGUUUGAAUACCCUUGCCGUCACCCGCAAGGAAGGACUUUUUGGAGCUCAUCAGGUACAAAGAUUCAACCGUGAUGCCGAUGAGACUCUAGCAUGGAUUGGAGAGAAGGACUUGGCUUUGUCAAGUGACGACUAUGGAAGAGACCUCAACAACGUUCAAGCCCUUCAACGUAAGCACGAGGGAACCGAACGUGAUCUUGCUGCUUUGGAAGGAAAGAUGCUUCAGCUCGAGAAGGAAGCUGUCAAGCUUGCCGAGACUCAUCCAGACCGUGGAGAGGCUAUCCACCAGAAGAAUGAUAGCACCAGAUCAGCGUGGAAUGCACUCAAGAACAAAGCACAGCACCGUAAGGAUGGUCUCGAGAGAAGCUUCCAACUUCACCGCUUCCUCGCUGACUAUCGUGACUUGAUCAGUUGGAUUGGAGACAUGAAGGCUGUCAUUGGAGCCGAUGAGUUGGCCAAGGACGUCGCCGGAGCUGAAGCCCUCCUUGAAAGCCAUCAGGAGCACAAGGGAGAAAUCGAUGCUCGUGCUGAUUCCUUCAACCAGACUGCUGCUGCUGGACAGAAGCUUGUCGAGAUGGGAAUUCCAGAAAGCCCAGAAGUGAGAGAGAAACUUGAGAAGCUCGAAGCUGAGAAGUCUUCUCUUCUUGGAUUGUGGGAGGAACGCCGCAUUCUCUACGAGCAAUGCAUGGACCUUCAACUGUUCUACCGUGACACCGAGCAAGCCGAGACUUGGAUGAACAAGCAGGAAGCCUUCCUUGCUAACACUGACUUGGGAGACUCAUUGGACUCUGUCGAGCAUCUCAUCAAGAAACACGAGGACUUUGAGAAGUCUCUUGCUGCUCAAGAGGAGAAGAUCAACGCUCUUGAUGAAUUUGCUACAAAGCUCAUUCAAGGACAACACUACGCCGCUGAUGAUGUCGCUAAGAGACGUCAGGCCCUUCUUGACCGCCGUCGUCGUCUUCUCGACAGAGCUCGUCAACGUGGAAAUGCUCUCAAAGAAAGCUACAAGCGUCAGACCUUCGACCGUGACUGCGACGAGAUGGUCAGCUGGAUCACCGAGAAGCUCUCGACCGCUCGUGACGAUUCUUAUUUGGACCCAACAAACAUUCGUGGAAAGCUCCAGAAGCAUAUCAACUUCGAGCAAGAGCUCAGAGCUAAUGAGAACCGUCUUGAUGACAUUCGCUCUACUGGAGAACAGAUCAUUGAGAGUGGACACUUUGCCGCUGACCAUGUAAGUUUGAAUUUUUUUCUUUUAGAAAUUAGUAUCGGUGACCGUCUUCGCCAAGUGAACAACCUCUGGAAUGAGUUGGUCGAUGCCACUAAUAAGAAGGGAGCCAAACUCCGUGAAGCUGGAAACGAGCAACAAUUCAACCGCAACAUUGAGGAUGUUGAGUUGUGGCUCAGCGAGCUUGAAGGACAAGUUGCUUCGGAGGACUAUGGAAAGGACUUGGUGUCGGUUCAAAACCUGCAGAAGAAGAUUGGACUCCUCGAGUCUGAUUUCAACGCUCACAACGAUCGUGUUGACGGAAUCAGGAACCUCGCUCAACAAUUCCAUCAGGAGGAACACUUCAACGCUCCAGUCAUCAUUCGCAAGCAGGAGGCUCUCCAACAACGCUACAAUGCUCUGCGUGAUCCACUCGAGAAGAGAAAGAGAAAGCUUGGAGAAUCUCUUCAAGGUAACCAACUCUUCCGUGACAUCGAAGACGAGUUGGCUUGGAUUCGUGAGAAGGAGCAGGUUGCUGGAUCGACCAACCGUGGACGUGACUUGAUCGGAGUUCAAAACUUGAUCAAAAAACAACAGGCUCUGAUCGCUGAGAUUGCCAACCAUGACAGCCAAAUCGAGAGCGUUAGCAGCGCUGCCAAUGAUAUGAUCCAACAAGGUCACUUCUUGGCUCCAGAAAUCCGUGACAAGCUUGCUCAACUCCGCGACAACUGGAGAAUCCUCAAGAGCAAGGCUGAAAAGAGACGUGGAGAACUCGAUGACUCCCUUCAAGCCCAUCAAUACUUGUCUGAUGCCAACGAGGCUGACGCUUGGAUGAGUGAGAAGGAACCAAUCGUUGGAUCCACCGACUAUGGAAAGGAUGAAGACUCGGCUGAGGCCCUUCUCAAGAAGCACCGUGCUCUGUUGUCUGACUUGGAAGCUUUCAAGGGAACCAUUGAGGAUCUUCGUAAGCAAGCUUCUCAAUGCAAGUACCAGGAGCAACCAAUGGGACAGUUGGGACGUGACUGUGUCUUGGCUUUGUACGACUACCAGGAGAAAUCUCCACGUGAGGUUUCCAUGAAGAAGGGAGACGUUCUCACUCUUCUCAACGCUAGCAACAAGGACUGGUGGAAGGUUGAGGUCAACGAUCGUCAAGGAUUCGUUCCAGCUGCUUAUGUGAAGAGAAUCGAGCCAGGAACUGCUCAACAACAUGCUCAACAACAGGUAUAUAUACAACAGGUUCAAAUUUCAGUCAACUCCAUCGGAGGAAAACAAUCUGAAAUCGAGGACAAGUACCAACGUCUUAUGAUGCUCGGAGAGACCAGAAAGCGCAAGCUCGAGGAAGCCUGCAAGGGAUACCAACUUCUUCGUGAGGCCAACGAUCUUGCUGAAUGGAUCAAGAGCCGCGAGGCUGUUGCCGCUCAACAAGAAAUUGGUACUGAUCUCGAGCAAGUCGAGGUGCUCCAAAAGAAGUUUGAUGACUUCAAGGGAGAUCUCAAGGCUAAUGAGGUCCGUCUCCAAGAGAUGAACCAAAUUGCCACCGCUCUCACUUCUGUUGGACAAACCGAGACCGCUGUCCGCAUUCGUCAACAAAUCGAAGACCUUAAUGCCAGAUGGCGUGCAUUGGAGGAGCAAACCGAGCAACGUGAGCAACAACUCGGAUCUGCCCACGAAGUCCAACGCUUCCACCGUGAUGUCGAUGAGACUCGUGACUGGAUACAAGAGAAGGAUGAUGCCCUUGACAGCGAGGACUUUGGACGUGACCUCCGUUCCGUUCAGGCUCUCCAGCGUAAGCAUGAAGGAGUCGAGCGUGAUUUGGCUGCUCUCGGAGACAAGAUCAAGUCUUUGGAUGAGAAGGCCAAUCGUCUUCGCCAAUCCCACCCAGAAGCCGCCGAGCAGAUCUAUGAUUUGCAACGUGAGCUCAAUGAGCAAUGGAACCGCCUUACCUCUAAGGCCAACAACCGCAAGGAGAAGCUUCUCGAUUCGUAUGACUACCAACGCUUCUUGUCUGAUUACCGUGACUUGAUGCAAUGGAUUGCUUCCAUGAACCAACUCGUUAGCAGUCAAGAACUAGCCAAUGACGUUACUGGAGCCGAAGCACUUCUCGAACGUCAUCAAGAGUACCGUACCGAGAUUGACUCCCGUGCAGCUACCUUCCAAGCUUUCGACCAAUUUGGAAACCAACUUCUUAACAGCCACCACUACGCUGCAGGUGACAUUGAGAACCGUCUUCAAGGUGUCAACGAGGCUCGCAAGGGACUUGAGGACGCCUGGGUUGCUCGUCGUAACAUCCUCGACCAAUGCUUGGAGCUGCAACUCUUCUACCGUGAUUGCGAGCAAGCUGAUACCUGGAUGUCUGCUCGUGAAGCUUUCUUGGCUCAAGAAGACCCAUCUGGAGACAAUGUUGAGUCUUUGAUCAAGAAGCACGAGGACUUCGACAAGGCCAUCAACACUCAAGAGGAGAAGAUCAAGGGAUUGAAACUGUUCGCUGAGUCGCUCAUCAAGAAUAACCACUACGACUCACCAGCUGUCACUCGCAAGCGUGAUCAAAUCCUUGAUAGAUGGAAUGGACUCAAGGAGGCUCUCAUUCAGAAGAGAUCCAAGCUUGGAGAGUCUCAAACUCUUCAACAAUUCAGUCGUGAUGCUGAUGAGAUCGAGAACUGGAUGACCGAGAAGUUCCAAAUUGCUCAAGAGGAGAACUACCGCGACCCAACCAACAUCCAACAGAAACACCAGAAGCAACAAGCCUUCGAAGCAGAGCUCCACGCCAACUCGGACAGAAUCGCCGCUAUCAUCCAAGCUGGAAACAACCUUAUUGAGAAUGCCAAGUGUGGAGGUGGUGAAGCUGCUGUCAGUGCUCGUCUGAAGGCCCUCAACGAUCAAUGGGACCUUCUUGUCAAGACCACCACCGAGAAGAGUUACCGCCUCAAGGAAGCCAACAAGCAAAAGAGUUUCAUGGCUGCUGUCAAGGACCUCGAGUUCUGGUUGGGAGAAGUUGAGAUUCUACUUCAAUCUGCGGACUAUGGAAAGGACUUGGCUUCAGUCGAGAACCUUCUCAAGAAGCAUUCCCUUCUUGAAGCUGACAUCACCGCUCAUCAAGAUCGUGUCGGAGAAAUGAACGAGCAAGCUGACUCCCUCCUUGAAAAUGACCAAUUCCAAGGACAACAAAUUGCUGAGAGAAGAAAGUUGAUUGCUGACCGUUACGACGGAGUGAAGAAGAUGGCUGCCGAUCGUCGGGACAAGUUGAGCAAGGCUCUCAAUGUUCAUCAAUUCUUCCGUGAUAUUGAUGAUGAGGAGUCAUGGAUCAAGGAGAAAAAGCUUCUUGUUUCUUCUGAUGACUACGGACGUGAUCUUCCUGGAGUUCAAAACCUCCGCCGCAAGCAUCGUCGUAUUGACACCGAAUUGGCUUCUCACGAGCCACAAGUUUCUCUUGUCAAGCUGAAGGGAGAGGAACUAUUGAGAUCCGCUGCUGAAGCUGGAGUUGGAGAAGAUCAAAUCAAGAAGCGUAUGGAAGAUUUGGAACAAAGCUGGGGACAAAUCCGUGAUCUCACUGGAAACCGUCACCAACGUCUUGAUGAGUCCGAGGCCUUCCAAGCGUUUUUGGGAGAUGUCGAAGAGGAGGAAGCAUGGAUGAACGAGAAGCAACAAAUCUUGGGAUCCGACAACUUUGGAGACAACAUGGCCGGAGUUCAAGGACUUCUCAAGAAACACGACACCUUCCAAGUCGAUUUGGAGCUUCACAAGCAACGUGUUGCUGACUUGAUUGGCAAGGGGGACGAUCUCAUCCAGAAUGGAAAUCAUCACGCUCCACACAUCAGACAAAGAUGCGAUCAACUCCGGGCUCGUCUCGUUGAGAUUGAGAGCAUGGCCGAGAAACGUCUUGCCAAGCUUCGCGACAACUCUGCUUACCUUCAAUUCAUGUGGAAGUGCGACGUCGUUGAGUCGUGGAUCGCCGAGAAGGAGCAACAAGUCCGCUCCGAGGAUUUCGGAAGAGAUCUCUCAUCCGUCCAGAUCCUUCUCACCAAGCAAGAAGCCUUCGACGCUGGUCUCAAUGCUUUUGAGCACGAGGGAAUUCAGAGAAUCACCGAGCUCAAGGACCAACUUGUCCACAGCUCCCACCAACAAUCCCCAGCUAUCGAGAAACGCCAUACCAAUGUUAUCCAACGCUGGCAAAACCUUCUCUCCCAUUCCGAGGCCCGCCGCCAGAAGUUGUUGAAGAUGCAACAGCAAUUCAAGCAAAUCGAGGAGCUCUACUUGGCAUUCGCCAAGAAGGCAUCCACCUUCAACUCGUGGUUUGAGAACGCUGAGGAGGACUUGACCGAUCCAGUCCGAUGCAACUCUUUGGAAGAGAUCCGUGCUUUGCGCGACGCCCAUGCUGAGUUCCAGCGCUCAUUGUCCUCCGCUGAAGAGGACUUCCGCCAACUCCAAGAUCUUGAUCGUCGGAUCAAGUCGUUCAAUGUGGGUCCAAACCCUUACACAUGGUUCACCAUGGAUGCCCUCGAAGACACGUGGCGCAAUCUGCAGAGAAUCAUCAAAGAGCGCGAGCAGGAGCUUGCCAAAGAGCAUCAAAGACAGGAGGAGAACGACAAACUUCGACGCGAGUUCGCCAAGUUGGCCAAUGCUUUCCACACCUGGUUGACAAACACAAGACAAGAGGUUUGUACUGCAAGUAUGAUGGAAGCCGGAGGUACCCUAGAAGAACAAUUGGAUGCAGUUGAGAAGAAAGCCAAGGAAAUCAAGGCAAACAAAGUUCAGCUGCGACAGAUUGAAGACAAGGGAGCAAUGUUAGAAAGAAACCUUAUCCUGGACAAUAGGUACACUGAACAUUCGACAGUCGGUAUUGCACAAGCAUGGGACCAGUUAGAUCAGUUGGCAAUGCGAAUGCAGCACAAUUUAGAACAACAGAUCCAAGCCAGAAACCAAUCAGGAGUCACAGAAGAAGCCCUCAGAGAAUUCUCAAUGAUGUUCAAACAUUUCGACAAGGAGAAGACUGGAAGACUCGACCACCAACAAUUCAAGAGCUGUCUGCGAGCGCUUGGAUACGAUCUGCCGAUGGUGGACGAAGGACAGCCAGAACCAGAGUUCCAGAGAAUUCUGGAUAUUGUCGACCCGAACAGAGAUGGUUAUGUGACUCUGCAAGAGUACAUGGCAUUCAUGAUCAGCAAGGAAACCGAGAACAUUCAAUCGUCGGAGGAAAUCGAGAUGGCAUUCAGAGCGCUCUCGAAGGAAUUCCGACCAUAUGUCACGGCAGAGGAGCUCUACGCGGUAAGCACUUAUUUUCAUAGGAUCGUUUCAAUUGUUAUUUUUCAGAACCUAACACCGGAACAAGCCGAAUUCUGCAUAAAGCGAAUGAAGCCGUACACGGACACUAUUUCGGGACGUGCCAUCCAAGGAGGUCUCGACUACGAGCAAUUCGUGCACGCCUUGUUCCAGAGCUAA